AUGGAGUUCAACAGUCUUCUGCAUGAAAUUGGGGAACACCUGGACAGUGGUAGACUUGCCUCCCUUAAAUUCCUGAGCCUAGACCACAUCCCCAAAAGAAAGCAGGAUCACAUUCAGGAUCCUUUAGCCUUCUUCAUGGCACUCCAAGAAAGGAGAAUUUUGGAGGAGAAUAACCUGUUCUUCUUGAAGGAAUUGCUUUUCCAUAUUCAAAGUCUAGAUCUGUUGACCAAGUUCUUUGGCACCAGUAAGCAGGAGAUGAUAAAAGAGCUUCAGAUACCAGGCAAGGCCAAGAUUUCUGCUUACAGGGUCAUGCUUUUUCAGGUUUUUGAAGAUGUAAGCAGUGAAGAAUUAAAGGCCUUUAAGUUUUUUUUGAUAAAGGAGAUCCCCAAAGGUAAACUGGAUGAUGAGACAAUGACCCUGCUCGAUAUUUUCAUAGAGAUGGAAAGGAGGGGCAUGCUUGGAGAAAGAAACAUGAACACCCUGAAAAGGAUCUGUAACCAAAUCAAUAAGAGCCUGCUGCUGAAAAUCAGUGCUUAUGAAGAAUUUAAUUCAGAGAGAAGAAUGAGCCUUGAAAGAAGUCCAGAUGGAGUCUCAAUUGGGGAGGAGUUAUUUGAAAAGCUGACAAUAUAUGACCCUCCAGGAGAAGUAGCAAGUGAGUCAGAGAUAUCAGACAAAGUUUACCAAAUGAAAACCAAGCCUCGGGGAUACUGUUUGAUCUUCAACAAUCAUGAUUUUUCAAAAGCACGGAAGGAUGUGCACAAACUUAACAACAUAAGGGAUAGGAAUGGAACAGACUUCGAUGCAGAGGCUUUGAAAAAGACUUUUGCUGACCUUCAUUUUGAGGUGCUACUUUUCAAAAAUUGCACAGCAAAGAAAAUCUGUGAAGUUCUGGAAUUCUACCAAAACCAUGACCACAGUAACAAAGACUGCUUCAUCUGCUGUAUCCUCUCCCAUGGAGACAAGGGCAUCAUUUAUGGCACCGAUGGGCAGGAAGUCUCCAUCUAUGAGCUGACCUCAUACUUCUCGGGUUCGAAGUGCCAAUCCCUUGCAGGCAAACCUAAAAUCUUUUUCAUUCAGGCUUGCCAAGGAGAUAACUACCAGAAAGGUAUAGCUGUUGAGACUGACUCAAAACAGCAGCAAAACUAUUUAGAAAUAGCUUCAUCAGCUCAGAAGAAAUACAUACCAGAUGAGGCUGACUUUCUUCUGGGGAUGGCCACUGUGAAUAACUGUGUUUCCUAUCGAAGCCCCGUGGAGGGGACCUGGUAUAUCCAGUCACUUUGCAAAAGCCUGAAAGAAAGAUGUCCUCGGAAUGACGAUAUUCUUACCAUCCUGACGGACGUCAACUAUGAAGUGAGCAAUAAGGAUGACAGGAAAAAUAUGGGGAAACAGAUGCCACAACCCACUUUCACACUGAGAAAAAAACUCUACUUCCCUCUUAAUUGA
Molecule: messenger RNA, 1443 nt
Organism: Chrysochloris asiatica (Cape golden mole)
Lineage: Eukaryota; Metazoa; Chordata; Mammalia; Afrosoricida; Chrysochloridae
Gene: CASP8
Product: caspase 8, apoptosis-related cysteine peptidase
Exons: 8
Coding region: 1-1443 (480 amino acids)
Biological process (GO): negative regulation of extrinsic apoptotic signaling pathway via death domain receptors; proteolysis
Molecular function (GO): cysteine-type endopeptidase activity; protein binding
Source: RefSeq, a predicted model, not a curated record